AUGACAACCACGGUGGCGCCGUCCUCUUCUCCGGCGUCGAGCAGCCGCCCCCUUGGACUCUCCAAAGGUCCGGACCCGCCGAGGCUCCACAAGCUACUGGCCGUGCCCGGGUGCAAAGCAAACAUGCGCAACGAUCUGCUCCUCCUCCGGCCUGGAGACGCACACGAGUCGGAGGCAGCAGAUAAGAGCAGCAUUAGCAGGCACGUGGUGUUUUUCCACGGGGACAUUCAGAACUUCCAGGAGGAGAUGUCCUCGCAGCCCGAGUGCGCCCAGUGGCUGGCGUGGAGCCUGGAGCAGGUGGCCGUCGCGCUGGGCCGCCGCUUUUCCGGCCACCACGUGUGGGUGGUGCGCGCCUCCCGCAUGCACCUGCACAAGUUCAGCAGCUACCGCAACUUUGUGGAGAGCAACAUGUUCGGCGCUCCGCAACACGGCCCGUACUCGCCCGACGGCGGAGCGCUGCGCCAACUCAGGUCUCUGCUGGUCCACGGGAUGGAGCGAGCCGGCCUGCCAAACACCAUCCGGGUUCCGGGCGGCGCCAGCGGCAAAUUCUCCCUCACCCUGGUGGGCUUCAGCAAAGGCUGCGUGGUCCUCAACCAGGUGGUCCACGAGCUGGCCGGCGCCCUGGCGGACCCGGGUCUCUCGGACUUUACCGGAAGCCUUUCGGACAUGUUCUGGCUGGACGGCGGCCACCCGGGAGGAAGCGAGACCUGGGUGACGGACAGGAGGCUGCUGGGGCGGCUGGCCGCCAGCGGCAUCGGGCUCCACGCCCACGUGACGCCCUACGAGGUCCGGGACCCCGCGCGGGCCUGGGUGGGCCGGGAGCACGCGGCUUUCGUCAAGACCCUGAAGGAGUUUGGGGCGCGUCUGUGCCAUAAGAUCCAUUUUGCGGACCAGCCGCCGUCCAUUGAAAAGCAUUUUGGGGUCAUUCGGGAAUUCUGAGCCCCCCUUUAAGAGCUUUUCACAAGCACCAGAGAAUCGAACUUGCAGUCAAGGUCAACCUAGGCCGGCUGUCGUCGCUAUUGGCUGUAGCCAAGCCAAUGGUUCCAUUUGAAUGCCCUAUUCCAAUGUGUCAGCAUGUCAAGAAAUGAAAAUCUGCAUAAAACCUCUGUUUUUAUUCAUUUCGCUCAUUGCUGGCUUAAAAUGAGUGAUUUUCAUCGUUGCGCUGAAUACAGGAUUGACGUUUGCUUUCAUGGUUGGACAUUUGGGCUGCAAAAAAUGGCAAUUGGUUUUUUUAACGGGUCUUCAAAGCAAAAGUCAAGCAUAUGGGAGGGAGGGAGGGAGGAGUCGCAACAUUUCCAUCAGCUUGAAUGAGCCUAAAUGUGCACUAGCUUGUGUGUGGCUUGAUCACAAAACCUGAGUUGGACACAAUCAACUUGCCCCUGGGUUCGAUUGGAAACAUUCCAAAAGAAACUAACACCUGCGGCCAAACGUGCGCGUGAGGUAUCGGACAAAACAGCAGACCAUUGUCAUGACAGUGACAAUCAAGACUUCAAGAGAAAAACGCAAGACUAUUUUGGAAAUACAACCUGAAUUGGCCGCUCAGGGAUCCAAUUCAAUUCCAUCCAUGAUCAGGUUGGUAACAAAUCAUCUUUCCCCACCCAAAUGAAUCUAAAUGUCAAUCAUUCCUUCCGGUGCCUCCCCCAAUUUAUUUUUUAAAUGAAAAAAGAAGCCCAAAGAGGUCAGUUUGCAUUAAGCUAGAAAGAGCUUUCUGGAAUGAAGGACAAAACUUUGAAAGUGGUUUUGUUGAAGCGUACAAUUGAAAAUCAAACAGCCGGAAGCCUCCUUGUCGAAGAAGCCAGCGAACCGGCGAGGAAUGUUUGCCGAGCCGCCACUCAAGCUUCAUGAG
Syngnathus typhle (broad-nosed pipefish) is the source of this 1846-nucleotide messenger RNA. It is a transcript of the gene lg9h2orf69, whose product is annotated as linkage group 9 C2orf69 homolog. Lineage: Eukaryota; Metazoa; Chordata; Actinopteri; Syngnathiformes; Syngnathidae. The record is from RefSeq and is a predicted model, not a curated record. Gene Ontology annotation, cellular component: mitochondrion. The coding region runs from base 1 to 939 and encodes 312 amino acids. The transcript is spliced from 3 exons.